This is a messenger RNA of Propithecus coquereli (Coquerel's sifaka), 888 nucleotides long. It is a transcript of the gene FKBP14, whose product is annotated as FK506 binding protein 14, 22 kDa. The coding region runs from base 253 to 888 and encodes 211 amino acids. The transcript has 4 exons. Gene Ontology annotation, molecular function: peptidyl-prolyl cis-trans isomerase activity; calcium ion binding. NCBI's taxonomy places the organism in Eukaryota, Metazoa, Chordata, Mammalia, Primates, Indriidae. The record is from RefSeq and is a predicted model, not a curated record.
GAGGCCGCUCUUUCCAGACAGCUGCGUUAUAAGAGCCAGUCAAGCCCGGGUUUGGGUUUAACUCUUUAAAGGUGAGUUCGCGCAGUGUGGGAAAGUUGUUAGUAGUAAAUGUGCCACGUCCUCUAGGAAGGAAGGGGGAGUCCUGAACUUGCCAGAGGCAAGUUGUCCCUAGCCUUCAGCUACAUUCUUAACUCUAUGAAGUCAAGGGCCCUUUCUCUGUUUUUGUAGGGACUUCUUUCCUGCUUCGGCAACAUGAGGCUUUUCUUGUGGAACGCGAUCUUGAUGCUGCUAGUCACUUCUUUGAUUGGGGCUCUGAUCCCUGAACCAGAAGUGAAAAUUGAAGUUCUCCAGAAGCCUUUCAUCUGCCAUCGCAAAACCAAGGGAGGGGAUUUGAUGUUGGUCCACUAUGAAGGCUAUUUAGAAAAGGACGGCUCUUUAUUUCACUCCACUCACAAACAUAACAACGGCCAGCCCAUUUGGUUUACCCUGGGCAUCCUGGAGGCUCUGAAAGGUUGGGACCAGGGUUUGAAAGGAAUGUGUGUAGGAGAGAAGAGAAAGCUCAUCAUUCCUCCUGCCCUGGGCUAUGGAAAAGAAGGAAAAGGUAAAAUUCCUCCAGAGAGUACACUGAUAUUCAACAUUGAUCUCCUAGAGAUUCGAAAUGGACCAAGAUCCCACGAAUCAUUCCAAGAAAUGGAUCUUAAUGAUGACUGGAAACUCUCUAAAGAUGAGGUUAAAGUGUAUUUAAAGAAGGAAUUUGAGAAGCAUGGUGCGGUGGUGAAUGAAAGUCAUCAUGAUGUUUUGGUGGAGGAUAUUUUUGAUAAAGAAGAUGAAGAUAAAGAUGGAUUUAUAUCUGCCAGAGAAUUUACAUAUAAACAUGAUGAGUUAUAG